Molecule: messenger RNA, 2710 nt
Organism: Toxoplasma gondii ME49
Lineage: Eukaryota; Apicomplexa; Conoidasida; Eucoccidiorida; Sarcocystidae
Exons: 5
Coding region: 446-1138 (230 amino acids)
Biological process (GO): monoatomic ion transport; transmembrane transport
Cellular component (GO): membrane
Molecular function (GO): monoatomic ion channel activity
Source: RefSeq, a predicted model, not a curated record
GCCAUGGGGAAUCGAGAACAGCCGCCCGCCUUGCUUAGGUAAAGCCAUGGCUAGCUCGUACGGUGAUGGAACUUAGUAACUGUUUGUGCCAAACACGUCCGCCACAGUGCUCAGGAUGUCGUUUCUGUGGGCUGACCAUGAAGCGAUCUAAUCACUUCUCACCCUUUGUGCGCCCUCAUCCAGUCCAAAUUUCCCCGUCUGUUGAUGCCGUCUCUAUAACGAGAGGUGUCGCUGCCCAACAACCAGGCACCCACUGUCCCUUCGUCAAUUCUUUUACCUCUCAAUCCCUUAUAAGACCCACUGCAGCAUAAAGAUUACAUGCCUCACUGAAGCAGUCCCACUGAGUUUUCUCGUGAAAGAGUGUGACCGUCUACCGGCAUCCGUGCCCUCGCACGUUUUGCUGCGCUCCAAGACUUCAGAGCGUCCUACCAGACCUCUAGUUACAAUGUCUACAGGCGAAGACGACCUUUUAAUGGGGGCUUCUUCCCCUUCAGGGGUCUUUGGCCGAGUCGGUUCAAGGGGAGCAGAGCAGAGCCCUUUGUUGCCAGAGGUCGAAAGACGGAAAUCGAAGAUGCUGCUUUCUGUCCAGGCUGAUGUUGGCAAGGGUUUCGUCUUCGCUAUGCGCCUUUCAAAAUGGUAUCUCUUUUACUGCACCUUGAUGGCUCUGGCAACUCUGAGCUUAGUCAUCUACAUGAUCGUCGACGUUCAUGUGAAAGGAAAUGUGAUGCCCAUUUGGGCAGUCGUGGUCGAUGGGGUCAUUACGGUGACUCUCUGCGUCGAGACUGCCCUGGAUAUUCACUUCAUUGGACAGCGAUUCUGGGGGAGCGGAUGGCACGUCUUCGACUUCGCCGUGGCCUUGACAAGCUUCGUUAGUUGGGUUCUGCUGCUGUUGGAAGUGGUCGGCGUGAUCAGAAAUUUCGAUCAGUUCGUCACCAUCAUUUUGCUCACCUGCCGUUACACUGCACAAGCAAUCAGAAUCGUCCGCUUCAUCCGCACGGGCGCCGAGGCACAAGACGCGCAGACUGCUGUUGAAGAACAGCCGAUUGUUUUCGAUUCCCACGCAGCCAGUGCCGCGCGUGCAUUCGGCGAUGAAUUCGGACCAAACGACUCGCAGCAUGUCCGGGUUGAUGCCAUGUGAUCUAGCGAUGUCAGGCCGACCGAGAGAGCAUAACUGAAGUCACUUUCAUUGCUCAACAAGUUCACGGAGCUGUGAAAUCAUUCAACAAGCGAAAAUGUCUCUAUCCUGACGCACCAGGAGUUCAUGAAGUUGACUUAUUUAGGUGCACUUGGCCAGUGGUGCAAGGUAACUAGCCGCUCUGGGAGGUGUUGAAUGGAAGAUGGGCCUGCAGAUACAGACCCCGACGCGGCGAUCAGCAUAAUGUGGUCGCACGCACCACCGUCUGCGGCUUCCUGGUGCCCCCAGUCCAAGAUGCCAAACCAGCCCGUUCAUGUAGGAAGGAGACAUAAGCACACUGAGUCUGCCCACAUCUAGCCUACGGCUCUCCAUGCGUGGUUAAGGACUAAGAACCUAUCCGGUUUCCUGGAUCGCGAUCAAUGUCGAAAGCCGACGCUGCAUCGUCUACAGACUACGUCGGUCUGUGUUAGUCGCUAACAAAUGCAUGCAGAGCUGACAUACGGGCUAGUUGUCACUGUCAUUCAAUUCUACCGGAAAGGAUGGGUCUAUUUAGCAACAGUUAGUUGGGUUAACUGUGCAUGCGCAAAGGGAGCACCAGAAGAGUUCGAUAUUUGUCUUGUGGGCAGACGAUUUGAAUAACACAACGGUGGCGUGGAAUUUUCUAUCCGGCGUAACAAGACGUCAUCCCAGCCGAACCACUAGGCAGGUCGAACGAAGGAUGACUUCACCCAGGCUACAAGCGUUCGCAGGCUGCUUUUCUGUGGAUCCUUAAAAGGGGCAGUUAUUUCAUCCAAAUGGGAGCACCAUCAUUUUUUCCAUCCGCACACUGCGGGGUGAAAUCGGGGUCAAGGGCUACAUGUGAGUGCAUCUCAUUGUAUAUACAUUAUGAAAUGUGUGUUCCUUUUUGCAUGAGAAAUGAAGUUCAAGUGAUGGUGCUGCAGAGCUUUCCCACGGUUUUUGUUGCAGUGGACGUCCGCGGCUGAGGAAGAGUACAAUGCAAAGAUCUACUCUCCUGUACAGUGUCAUACGAAUAAUGGAAGUGUGAUGUGGGGGUCCUUUUGCUUUCCGAAUGCUCCCUCGUCAUACGGUGGCAAAUUCCAGUCUACAUUUGGUAAAGGUGCAGCCAAUGCAAGGCGUCAGGCCCUUCGGCGUGUGUAAACAGUUCUUUACACGGUUUGGCCAAGUAAGUUGGUCAGGCAGAUUUAACUAACGGUUGCGCAAGAGGAUACCCGCGAGUCGAUUGCUGCUCACGUAAUUAUCAUUGGCUAACAGUGAAAGCUCUGUGGCAGUUUAAUUUCCGAUUUGAGCGAAGAUUUUGGGUACAACUGAAAUAGCGGCUGUUUCGCGGCAUAUGCACCGUGACGUGUAACAUAAGUAAUACACUGGUAGCAUCCUGUGCAACCCACCCGCUCAUAUUGCUAGCACACAGACUGAAACAAGAACCCGCGUCACAGUAACUCAGUAACUCAUUUAUCACUACACUGUCUGUCAGUCUCUUUCACCCUGGUUGCACAGGCCGCCACAUUAUAAACCUGUCGCUGUGGGUUUCACUUUACGGCCGCCUGCUGAACAUAC